This is a messenger RNA of Pseudophryne corroboree (corroboree frog), 1615 nucleotides long. RefSeq lists its product as uncharacterized. The transcript is spliced from 3 exons. Bases 336 to 1010 code for a protein of 224 amino acids. The record is from RefSeq and is a predicted model, not a curated record. Lineage: Eukaryota; Metazoa; Chordata; Amphibia; Anura; Myobatrachidae.
UUGAAAAAAGCAGUACUACUCGUCCUCCAGUAACUCCCAGCACAUCUGAUGAUGAUGACGCUGCGGAAGCAGGUCCAUCAAAAGAAGUCUGGAGCAGCAGAAGUGGGACUUCUGUAAGACAUCACCACAAAAAACCUGUGGCAGCAAAGAAAGCAAGGUCUGAUGUCCAGGGCCAACCACAGCAGGCUACCCCGCCACGAAGAUUAUCGACAGUAUGUUCGGUCCCCCCACUCCAAAUUUUGGACACACCUCCAAGACGUCAUCCACACUCCCCUCAUCUUGAUUCUUCUAGUCCUGGUAACAGCAUCCCUCCGCAACAACAGCAACACAGUGACAUGGAGGAGACAAUCAUCUUAGAAAUGCAGCCAUUAUGCCAAGGAAUCAGCCCCCCAGCCCCUGUGAGUACACCACCACAGCAAAGCACACCACCACCACAACACAGCCCAACAACACCAGUAACACAAGGCCCUGAUCAGGUGUUUUGGACUAUUUGGGCUAGACAGCAGGCCACUAAUGAAGAUUGCCUGCGUAGGCAGACACAAAUGUUUGCAAGCCUACCAUGUCACCUCAGAAGAAUAACCAGAAAUCUGAGUAGACAAAAUGAACAAACAACCAGAAUUGGCAAUACCAUGGAACUCAUGCGUACAGACAUUACACAGGUCAUGGGCAACUUACAGCGCAUAAUGGAAGAACAGCACAGACUAAUGGAAGAACAGCACAGACAACAGCAAAGUUAUAUGAACAUUUUUCAAAACAAUCAAAAGAUUCAUGAAAGUUUAUUUCGAAUUGUAGACAAUCAAAAUGCUGCUACACGUGAACUCAAUGCCACCCUCACUAACCUGAAUGAAACACUCAGAUCCAUGCACCAACAGCAAACAAGCAGCAGUUCUGGUACGACUACUCCAAAUAUCACGCCAGUCUCAUCACCACGAAGACGCUCCACCAGAGCACGACAACAUGACAGUGCUAAAGGCAAAGGGCAGGACAAGCAGGCACCCAAAAAAAAUUAACACAAAACAAACAAAUUUUACAUUUCUGAGAAGUAAUUCAAAAUAGUUAGUAAGUGUAUGUUUGGCAAAAUAUAUAUAACACUUAGCUCCUUGAAAAUUUAUACAACAUCAUUAAUUAUAAGUGGUACAAACAACAGCAUAAAAUUUGUACGCACAUUUAUUCUUUACCAUCUUGUUGUUGGAGCUGCACAUACAUGUUAGCAGGAAGUAACCACACCACUUGAUUUUUUUCUAAUCAUUACUCUUUCUAGAUUCCAAUCAUUCUCAUAUCCUGCAGCCAAUCCACAUUACAAUGUGAUUGUUAACUAUUUUACCUUUCUUCUCUAUACAACAUUACAAGAAUAACACAAUUGAGUUGCGUAAAAAGCUUUUAAUAUGUUGUCAUUGAAUUGAGAUAAUUCAUUGCCAAAAUGAAUGUCAUUAUUGUUGGGCCAUGUUUGUGUGUGUUAAAAAUGAGUAAUCAUGUUAUUACACAUGAUGCAGAAACCCAAAAAUAAUACAUUUUUAACCAAAUAAAUAAUAAUGUGUAUAAUAAUGUGUAUAUGUGGCAAACUGUGUAUUUACUUACAAAUCGCAAGUUUACUGCAGCAAACAUUACGAAAUAA